CACACACACACACACACACUGCUCACACACUCUGCACUGUCUACUCAGUUACACAGCUGUGAGAAGACUUUACAGAUGAAUUGAAAGUGGAAUCGUGAGCUCUGAAUGUGGGAUAUUAUCACUCAUCAUCCAGCUGAGUGUUUCAGACCACAGAUGAAUCAGCAGUGUGACGGGUGAAGCUGUCAUGUUUUCCAAAACAUCAGGAAAUAUCACAGCAGCAGUGAUCCUCAUAUUACUGACAGGAGUUCAGGCUCAGCACAGUGUAACUCUCUCCUCUCAGAGUCUCUGUGCUGCUACUGGAUCUACAGUAAAAAUCUCCUGUAAAUAUACAACAGCUGAUUCCUCCAGAGUCAGAGAGAGAGAGUGGUAUCAGCUCCAGAACUCUGAUGGAGAAGAACGAGUCCUGAGUAAAGACCCUCAAUACUCAGCACGAGUUUCUGUAAGAACAGAGCAGAAUGACUGUGAUCUGACAGUGAGGGAUGUGAGAGUGAGAGACUCUGGAGUUUAUAACUUCAGAUUUAGAACAUCAAGCAGUGACUGGAUAUCAGCUUCAUCUGGAGUUAAUCUGACUGUUACAGAUUUGCAGGUGAAGGUGGAUCAUAAGACUGCAGGACGGAGAAAGAUAAAAGUGACCUGUAGCUCCACCUGCAGCCUCAGUGGAAACUUUAACUACCACUGGUACAGAAAUGGAGAAUACAAGACAUAUACAGAUGUAGCCUACACUGUGCUGGACUCUACCAAUUCAUCUCAUGAGGGCAGCUACUACUGUGGGUUGUAUGACAGCAGCGAUAAGUGGCAUCAGUCUCGUUCAGUGUGUGUUUUGGGUAAAGAGUGUUGGGGUGUGACUUACACUCCUGAACAUGUGUGUGCUCUGAAAGGAUCAUCAGUUGAUCUCUCCUGCUCUUAUAAACACCCUGGAGGACACACAGUGACUAAAUCAGUGUGGUUCAUUAAAGAGCAGGCUGGUGCUGAGCCUGUGGAUGUGAGAGAGGAUGAGGAGUAUCAGGGACGAGUGCAGUACAGACAGAGCUUCCAGAAUGACUGUAGUAUGAGAAUCACUCACCUGAGAGAGAGUGACGCUCAAACAUACAGAUUCAGAUUCUACACUGGUGGAGGUGAAUACACUGGACAACCUGGAGUCACUCUGUCUGUCACAGAUCUGGAGGUAACAGUGUCAGAGAUGCAUCAGGGGAGAAAGGUACUGAGAUGUAGCAGCAACUGCACUCUGCCCCACAACCCAGCUUACAUCUGGUACAAGAAUGGACAGCCUGUUUCUAAUCAGUAUAGUAAUGAACUGUAUCUGACUGACAGAACUGUGGAGGCAGGCAGCUACUCCUGCGCUGUAAGAGGACACGAGAAGCUCCGCUCACCUGCUGUCUGUGUUUUUGAUCAGAACAGCUGCUGGAGUGUGUCUUACUCCACCCAGAAUAUCUGUGCUCUCAUUGGCUCAUCAGUGGACAUCCACAGUUACUACACCUUCCCUGGUGAGCAGCUUGACCCCCAGCCUGCCUGGUACAUCAGACUCCUCCCACAGGACAAAGAGCUGAGUCCUGCAGACGGCAGAGUGGAGUUUUUCAGUAACAGAGUUAAUAUGAACACAUUGAGAAUGAAACAUCUCAGAGAGAGUGACUCAGCGGAAUAUCUCCUCCGAUUUAAAGCUCCCUACUGGAAUCACACACACAACCCUGCUGGGGUCUCUCUCUCUGUCACAGGCCUGCAGGUGAAAGUGGAACCUGUUCCAGUCACAGUGUCAGAGGAACAGACAGUAACACUGAUGUGUAGCAGCACCUGCACUCUUUCCAACAACCCCACUUACAUCUGGUACAAGAACAGACAGCCUGUGAUUCACUGCAAAUCUGCCUCCUGCUCUGUAGCUGUGGUCAGUGUUGAGGUCAGCUACAGCUGUGCUGUUGAAGGCCAUGAGAACCUCCACUCUCCUCCAGUGUAUUCUCCAAGAAACACCAGAGCAGUGAUUGUUUCCUCUGGAGAGAUAGUGGAGGGAGAUUCAGUGACUCUGAGCUGCAGCAGUGAUGCAAACCCUCCUAUUCUCAUCUACUCCUGGUUUAAGCAGAGAGCAGCUGCAGAUGCACCACUGACAACAGGCCAGAACUACACCAUCACCAACAUCAGCUCCCAGCACAGUGGACUCUACUACUGCACUGCUCACAACCAGCUAGGACUGCACAGCUCAACACCCACCAGUCUGGAUGUGUUACACUGGAUGCACAUGUUCCCCACAUCAGCCAACUCAGCUGAGUUGUGGAAGCUGAAUGCUGUUUGGGGAGCUGUUGGAGUCGUUCCUGUUCUGGCUCUCUCUCUUCUUACUGCUGUUCUGUGCAUUAAGAGGAAGAGAGGAGCAGAGAGAGACACAGAUAUUCAGACUCCAGAUCCUGCAGACCACACAUACACAGCUCUGAAUCCCACCACCAUGACCUCAGAUUAUGACACUCUACAACAUCUUACAGACUCUCCCAGUGACACGUACUCAACACUAAACCCUGAAACCAUGAGCUCUGAUUACGACACUCUGACAGCUGUUCAUCCUCACAGAGAGAAGAGAAGAGCUCCAGAGAUGAAGAAUGAAAACUUUUACGGAGAUUAUAACAAGCCAGAUACUGUCUUAAAGUAAUAUUUGUCACCUGAGUUACUUUUAUUUCUUAAGUAUCUUUUUCCUGUGUUGUACAAAUUCACAUAAUAAUAAGCCAGAAUCAGGCAGUUCUGCCAAUUCUGUCAAUAGAUUUGGAUGCUUUGGGCCAUGUAUGGAUAUAGGAGAUAUAUCAGUGUUUACCACUUAGUUUAUUUGUAUAUUCAUAUGUUUUAUCAAAAACUGCAGAGUUCACUGUUUUCCCUCUUUAACACUGUGUAGUGCUGUGGUUCUCCAGGACUGGAGUCUCCCUGUUUUUAAAUCAUAUCAUUUUUGUUUUGGUUUUUUUCAUUAUUAUUCUGGUUAUUUUUCAUUAUUAUUCUGAAUAGUGUGGUAUGAGAACACAUUGAAAUAAAGCUUUGAAGCAGCUUUUA
Colossoma macropomum (tambaqui) is the source of this 3018-nucleotide messenger RNA. Its product is annotated as sialoadhesin-like. Bases 185 to 2629 code for a protein of 814 amino acids. The record is from RefSeq and is a predicted model, not a curated record. NCBI's taxonomy places the organism in Eukaryota, Metazoa, Chordata, Actinopteri, Characiformes, Serrasalmidae. The transcript is spliced from 16 exons.